Molecule: messenger RNA, 2117 nt
Organism: Abrus precatorius (Indian licorice)
Lineage: Eukaryota; Viridiplantae; Streptophyta; Magnoliopsida; Fabales; Fabaceae
Product: cysteine protease ATG4-like
Exons: 9
Coding region: 280-1737 (485 amino acids)
Molecular function (GO): protein-phosphatidylethanolamide deconjugating activity
Source: RefSeq, a predicted model, not a curated record
GUCAAAUUGUUUUCCAAACGUUGUUUGCUGUUCUCUAGUGUUAAAAACGUGCGUAGAAGGUUGAGAGAGAAGAGAGAGAGAGAGAGAGAGAAGAGAAGAGAAGAGAAGUAGAGUCCCAAACAAGUCUCGUAGCUGAGAGUUGAGGAUCGGAAUUGUGCCACCGUUUUCUUCAUCAUCUCACCCUCUUCCCUCAGCUACAACCAUAACAUCAUAUUGGCAAUUUGGCACAAACUUAGUUUGCUUCUAUGAGCCAAAUCUUGUGUUUUCUUCAGCUUCAUAAUGGUAUUGAAGAGUUUCUGUGAGAGGAUUGUUGCUGCAAAAUGCUCGUCUAAAAGUUCAACCGAGAUUAUAGAUAAUACUCAGGUGCCUGCUUGUUCAAAAGCAGGGUCUAGUGACAGUAAGUUUCCCAAGGCUUCCUUAUGGUCAAGUGUCCUUACAUCUGGCUUUUCAGUGGUUGAAACAUAUAGUGAAUCAUCGGCUUCUGAAAAGAAAGUAGUUCAUUCUCGAAGUAGUGGGUGGGCAGCUGCUGUGAGGAAAGUUGUUGCCAGUGGCUCAAUGAGGAGAUUUCAAGAACGUGUACUAGGGUCAAGCAGGACUGACAUUUCAAGCUCUGAUGGUGAUAUAUGGCUUCUGGGUGUCUGUCAUAAUAUUUCUCAGCAUGAAUCAACUGGAGGUGUAGAUACAAGUAAUGGUUUGGCAGCAUUUGAGCACGAUUUUUCCUCAAAAAUCCUAGUUACAUAUCGGAAAGGCUUUGACGCUAUUGGAGAUUCAAAGUAUACUAGUGAUGUUAAUUGGGGUUGUAUGCUUCGAAGCAGUCAGAUGCUUGUUGCUCAGGCAUUACUUUUUCAUAAAUUAGGCAGAUCAUGGAGAAAACCUAUUGACAAGCCAUUAGAUAAAGAAUAUAUUGACAUCUUGCAACGUUUUGGUGAUUCGGAGGUUUCUGCUUUUUCUAUCCACAAUCUUCUUCAAGCUGGUAAAGGUUAUGGCCUUGCUGUUGGGUCAUGGGUGGGACCAUAUGCUAUGUGUCGCACAUGGGAAGUUUUAGCCCGUAACCAGAGGGAGACAAAUGACCUUGCAGAACCAGCACUUCCAAUGGCUAUUUAUGUUGUUUCUGGAGAUGAAGAUGGGGAGCGUGGUGGAGCACCAGUUGUCUGCAUUGAAGAUGCCUCCAAACUCUGUUCUGAGUUUUCAAGGGGCCUUGCUGCUUGGACACCACUACUUUUAUUGGUUCCUUUGGUUCUUGGACUUGAUAAAGUCAAUCCAAGGUAUAUUCCAUUAUUGCACUCAACUUUUAAAUUUCCCCAAAGCCUUGGCAUCAUGGGUGGCAAACCAGGUGCUUCAACGUACAUUAUUGGUGUCCAGAAUGAAAAGGCAUUCUACCUUGAUCCACAUGAUGUUCAGCCGGUUGUUAAUAUCAGUGGGGAUACUCGAGAGCCUAAUAGUACUUCAUCAUACCAUUGCAAUGUUAUCAGGCACAUGCUCCUAGAUUCAAUUGACCCAUCCUUGGCUAUUGGAUUUUACUGCCGAGACAAAGAUGAUUUUGAUGAUUUCUGCUCUCGAGCCUCCAAGCUUGCAGAAGAAUCAAAUGGCGCACCGAUAUUCACUGUAGCUCAGUCACGAAGUUUCGCAAUGCAAGUCAGUAGUAAUGAUGUGUCAGGUGACAACACUGGAUUCCAAGAGGAUGAGUCCCUUGUCAAUGAUACAGGAACUAAUGAGGAUGAUUGGCAACUCUUAUAAUUGCCAGACUAAAGUUCACAGUAAAAAAAUUGUUCCUUCAUUCUCAUGAGCCUAAAUGCCACUACAAAUUUGGUUGAUGCUUGGCUUGGGACCCCUACCCUUCAAAAAUUUGUUUAAUAGGCUUGUAGAAAGUAAUUUAAACUCAUUAUGAUUCUUUGGCUUAAACCAUUUGCUCAUUUGUUCAUAUAGCUAACCCGGUAUUUGUUGUACAUUACACGGCUAGUUGGUUCAUAUUUGUUGCCUGUACCCUUUAUUGGCUACAAAAAUGUAGUGGAUAAUAAUGUGGACUAUCAAAUAAAUGGUGUAAAGUAGUUCAUGUUGAGAUGGAAUGCUUUCUUAAAAUUGACAUACUAUAAACUAAUCACUUGAGUCCCCUUUGA